Messenger RNA from Homarus americanus (American lobster), 2382 nucleotides. Its product is annotated as basic proline-rich protein-like. Lineage: Eukaryota; Metazoa; Arthropoda; Malacostraca; Decapoda; Nephropidae. The record is from RefSeq and is a predicted model, not a curated record. The transcript has 9 exons. Bases 1 to 2382 code for a protein of 793 amino acids.
AUGCCCCCAGGGUCCAUGCCAGGGGCCAUCCUAUGGGCGGUGGUGCCCCCUGGAGCCCUCCCAAAUGAGGCGGCUCCCCCAGAGGCACUCCCAGGGUCGUCAGUGCCCUUAGGGGCCUCUCGCAAGAUGCAAAAACAACUGGUCCCAGGGGCCCUACAGGGACAUUGUCCACUGGGGCCCUUGCAUUUGCCCUACCAGGUGCAGAGCCCCCUGUGGCUCUCCCAGGGAUGUAGGUGCCCCCAGGGGCCUCUCCGAAAAUCGAUUGCUCCCCCACUGCCCCUCACAAGAGCGACUGUGCCCCCAGGGUCCAUGCCAGGGGCCAUCCUAUUGGCGGUGGUGCCCCCUGGAGCCCUCCCAAAUGAGGCGGCGCCCCCAGAGGCACUCCCAGGGUCGUCAGUGCCCUUAGGGGCCUCUCGCAAGAUGCAAAAACAACUGGUCCCAGGGGCCCUACAGGGACAUUGUCCACUGGGGCCCUUACAUUUGUCCUACCAGGUGCAGAGCCCCCUGUGGCUCUCCCAGGGAUGUAGGUGCCCCCAGGGGCCUCUCCGAAAAUCGACUGCUCCCCCACUGCCCCUCACAAGAGCGACUGUGCCCCCAGGGUCCAUGCCAGGGGCCAUCCUAUGGGCGGUGGUGCCCCCUGGAGCCCUCCCAAAUGAGGCGGCUCCCCCAGAGGCACUCCCAGGGUCGUCAGUGCCCUUAGGGGCCUCUCGCAAGAGUGACUGCGCCCCUAGGGGCCCUGCCAGGAGCAGUGGCUCCCCCAGGGGCCCUUACAGAGGCGGUGGUGCUCGCAGGGGACCUAAAAAGGACCUGAGAGGGCCUCUCCGAAAAUCGACUGCUCCCCUGCCCCUCCCAAAGAGCGACGCUGUGCCCCCAGGGGUCCAGUGCAGGGGCCAUCCUAUGGGCAGUGGUGCCCCUGGAGCCCUCCCAAAUGAGGCUGACUCCCCAGAGAGAGCCUCCCAGGGUCGUCAGUGCCCUUGGGGCCUCUCACCAAAAAUGACUGCGCCCCCAGGGGCCUGCCAGGCAGUGGCUCCCCAGGGAGCCCUCCCAGGCGGUGGUGCUGGGCCCCCAAAGGCGGCAGCGCCUCCAGCGGCCCUCCUUAGGAGUAGUGGCGCCUCUUGGGACCCUGCCUGGGGCGGUGGUGCCCCCAGGGAACCUCCCAAGGGCGGGGCCGCUACCACGGGCCGAAUGAGGGUGCAGAGCCCCCUGUGGCUCUCCCAGGGAUGUAGGUGCCCCCAGGGGCCUCUCCGAAAAUCGACUGCUCCCCCACUGCCCCUCCCAAGAGCGACUGUGCCCCGAGGGUCCAUGCCAGGGGCCAUCCUAUGGGCGGUGGUGCCCCCUGGAGCCCUCCCAAAUGAGGCGGCUCCCCCAGAGGCACUCCCAGGGUCGUCAGUGCCCUUAGGGGCCUCUCGCAAGAUGCAAAAACAACUGGUCCCAGGGGCCCUACAGGGACAUUGUCCACUGGGGCCCUUACAUUUGUCCUACCAGGUGCAGAGCCCCCUGUGGCUCUCCCAGGGAUGUAGGUGCCCCCAGGGGCCUCUCCGAAAAUCGACUGCUCCCCCACUGCCCCUCACAAGAGCGACUGUGCCCCCAGGGUCCAUGCCAGGGGCCAUCCUAUGGGCGGUGGUGCCCCAUGGAGCCCUCCCAAAUGAGGCGGCUCCCCCAGAGGCACUCCCAGGGUCGUCAGUGCCCUUAGGGGCCUCUCGCAAGAGUGACUGCGCUCCCAGGGGCCCUGCCAGGAGCAGUGGCUACCCCAGGGGCCCUUACAGAGGCGGUGGUGCUCGCAAGGGACCUAAAAAGGACCUGAGAGGGCGGCUGUGGCCCGAGGGGCCCCCAAAGGCGGCAGCGCCUCCAGCGGCCCUCCUUAGGAGUAGUGGCGCCUCUUGGGACCCUGCCUGGGGCGGUGGUGCCCUAGGACCUCCCAAGGGCGGGUCACACGCUCCAAUGGAGGGCCGGGGGCUGCGACCCUCAGAGUGCAAAAACAACUGGUCCCAGGGGCCCUACAGGGACAUUGUCCACUGGGGCCCUUACAUUUGUUCUACCAGGUGCAGAGCCCCCUGUGGCUCUCCCAGGGAUGUAGGUGCCCCCAGGGGCCUCUCCGAAAAUCGACUGCUCCCCCACUGCCCCUCACAAGAGCGACUGUGCCCCCAGGGUCCAUGCAAUGGGGCCAUCCUAUGGGCGGUGGUGCCCCCUGGAGCCCUCCCAAAUGAGGCGGCUCCCCCAGAGGCACUCCCAGGGUCGUCAGUGCCCUUAGGGGCCUCUCGCAAGAGUGACUGCCUCCCCAGGGGCCCUGCCAGGAGCAGUGGCUCCCCCAGGGGCCCUUACAGAGGCGGUGGUGCUCGCAGGGGACCUAAAAAGGACCUGAGAGGUCUGCAGGGCUUCUAA